AUGGGUUGUUUUCUUCAGUGUUUUGGUUUAUCCACUAAAAGAAAACGCAGAAAGACUCUCUACAAAGUCCUAGCUAGAGAAGACCAAAAAUAUGGAAACUAUGAAGUUCUUGCUAUAACAGAAAAAGCAAUUAUCCCUUAUUCUGAAUCCAGAGGUAGAGAUCAAGAGAAGGAGAAGAGUGGUGUUAAAGCCAAGAAGAAGAAAGUUAGCUUUAAUUUGAAUUUACAGAUAUAUGAGGCAAACCCUAGUUCUUAUCAGGUGUUGGAGAAUGAGGAAGAGGAAAAUAAGGAGGCCAUCUUGGGAGAUGGAUCUGAAGUGUUGAUGAUUCGAUACCCAUCGAAUCAUAGGUAUUAUAACUGUAGUUAUGAUCAGGAUGAAGAGGAUGAGAUGGUAUAUGAGGAGUCUGAUAUUGAUGAUGAGUUUGAUGAAGAGUGUGAUUGGGAUGAUGAGGGCUAUGAAAGUUGCGAGGAUUAUAGGGUUGACGAAGUAUGUGAUGAAAAUGGAAUGAAGAACCAGAAGGUGAUUUCUUCAAAGGAUGCUGAGGUGAAAUUGAAUUUGAAUGGACGAGAGAGGAGCAUAAGCAUGAAUUCUGUUCUGCUUCCGGUGGAGAAUUUAACUCAGUGGAAAGCAAUCAAAGCAAAAGUUAUAUCGAGUAAAAACAGGAGAAAGGAAAAUGUUCCAUCGGAGGAAGAUACAAGCAUGCUGCCUUUAGUCUCACCUUGUAUUUUGGAAUCAACUGAUCUUCAGUCGAAGCCUUUGUUGAAAGAAAUCGCGGUUGAUGCGAGUCUUUCAAACUGGCUGGUUUCUCCUAACUAUAAUGUUUCCAGUACAAUUCGUUGUCAAUGA
Molecule: messenger RNA, 846 nt
Organism: Vicia faba (fava bean)
Lineage: Eukaryota; Viridiplantae; Streptophyta; Magnoliopsida; Fabales; Fabaceae
Source: the annotation of a GenBank genome assembly